GGUGGUUCUGACGGAAUCUUUAACUAUAACAUUUAUGAAGAGAUUGGACGAGGUGGGACCUCUUUCGUGUACCGUGCAACAUGCAAACGGGGACGGCUUCGCAACCGGGACGUUGCACUGAAACAAAUGCUGCUUGUGUCCUCGGACAUCGAGGUUGCUCGCCACAAUUCCGCCGCCGCCCUGCACCAAGCACUCCAUCAUCCGUCCAUCGUAUCGUUGUUUUCCAGCUUCUCGAACUCUCGCGGCCUUUAUCAUGUCCUUGAGCUAUGUCGCAUGGGUUCACUUUCCGAAUUUCUACAGUCGCGGCAUCCACCGAUCCUUUCGGAAGAUGAAUUGAGGGGUGUGCUCAAGAAUAUCGUAGACGCCCUGAUAUACUUGAGGAGCGAGCAUAUUCUACACAGAGGUAUAACUACUUCGAACAUACAGCUGUCAGAAGGUUGCCGCGCUAAAUUGGCUGGUUUUGACCAUGCGAUCAGAUUAAACGCGGGCACUACCACCGGAUGGACCCAUAGUGGCUCGUCUAACCAUCUAGCACCAGAGAUUGUGGCUGGCGAACCGUAUGGGUUCAGUGCAGACGUGUGGUCUUUAGGAUGCCUCAUGGUAACAUGCCUUUCUGGCUUUCCAGCCUUCGAGGGUUCAGACGAUCGCGACACUACAAACAAUAUCGCAAGGAGUCGGUACAUCCUACCAGACACGAUCUCAUUCGAAGCAGAGGACCUGACUGCCGGCUUGCUUCAAAUGGAUCCUGCUGACCGUAUCCCACUUCACCGCAUUCUUCAUCAUCCGUUCUUCAACCCAGCACUUCCUGUCAAAGCGCUCUCUCCGCCUCAAACCACUCAUCAAGCCUCGAGUAAAUCCACAGCUAUGAAAGAGAACCAGGCGAUACCUCAACAAGACAAGGCCAAGCGAUACCCGCGUUCUCUCUUUAAAGGCGCACCAUCCUCCAAGCGACCUGCUGUUGACUCGACUGUAGGACGAACGUCCAGUAUGCCUAGUUUCACGAGGAAGCCAUUGGAGAAUACUACGAACCAAGAUAUACGCGGCAUGCUCAGCAACGAGCUGUCGAACCCUGUGGUGUCUCGAUCUGAUGCUAAUGACGAACGCUACAGGCGGAUUAUGUCCGCUCCAAGUUCUGGUCGAGCGAACACUCCGAGGUUCCGAAAACCCAACGCGGUCGUUCGAUUUCCCAAUCUUGAUUCUACUCCUACGACGCCGGACUUGACUUCGUGCUCUGAUUCUCCUCCGCCGGCCGUAUUCACUACUUACGAAAGACAUAGCGAUGAACAAGGUGCGCGCAAAUACAACGAUGAAGCUACUGUACACCCUUUGUUUGCCGCUCCUAAUAGUCGCAUAUCAUUGUUUCCUACACGAGGACGUAGCAAGUCCGUGUCAUCGCCAGUAUCAUCUCCCCAUCAAGAAAUGGACAAACAAUCUGCCCAACAGACGAAGCACACUACAUUGGGCGUGCCAGCGCGUUCCAGAAGUCAGUCGAUCGACAAGCCACGUCCUCACUCUCCUCCUACUGCUGCUGUCGCACUAGGGUGCACCAGGCCCAUUGCCUUCACGACGGCGUACCUUGCUCCCCAGACGCACAAGGUAGCACAGGGACAGAUCGUUGUCCUGCCGUCUGCAUCUCUGCUGGUCGAUCUACGUGAAGGUCAACGACGGAAGGGUGAGAAGGGAAAUGAGGUGUUAGUUAUCUGCCCGAACGGUCGCAAGGUUCAGGUAUUCAGUGCACCUCACUUGAGCACGCCGUGUUGCCUGGCGGAACCUCUCGCUACAUACUCCUUGGAUGACUUGCCAACAGUCUACUGGAAGUCAUACGAUGACGCAGGACGGAUCGUGAACCAUUUAAAGCAGCGGAUCCCAAAGCUUAUCCUGUACAAGCCGGACUUUAAGUGCACUCUCAUGGCGAAUGAACCAUGUGGCGAUAUUGAACUGCUGUUCUCUGCUGCCAGGUCCGAUGGCCAGAUGAAGCAGGGUGGCGAAGGUGUUUCUCCGGCUGGAAGCAGCAGAAUGCGCAUACGUCUGUGGCGGCGGCGCAAUUCGGUCGAGGUUUCGAGUUUCAUACCGGCGGCACAACCUUCUCAGGCAGGAACUGGCGAGUGGAUCAAGAAGGUCUUGCCGGCUACGGAGGAAGGCGUGCUCAUUCCUGGACAGUCGCUUGAUGCUCUGAAUCUGCAGGAGAAGACUGGCGUGAAACGCUUAACAGAAUUUCUGCUAGUCUGCACCGCUGUUGAGAGCCUCGGGCUAGAAGAUCGCACGUUCUUGCCAAGCCCUGCGCCGUUAUCGGAACACGAUCACGACAAGGCUGUUGUCAGGGUUCCGGACGACAGAGAGCUUGAUGGGCGUCGGCGCAUGGGAGCUGUCCUAUCGCGAAUUGAGAAGCAGACUGGAUUGCCACACGCGACUUCGGUGGACAGGUCUGAUACUGGUAAGCUCGGCUCCGAGGAUACUCUGGCGACGGUUGCAACGACAGCGAGCCUAAAGGUGCUACCGUCCUUUACUUUACCUCCACGGCCUUCAAAGUUCUCUCCUGUGUUGCGCCCACGAUCUGGCGAAGUUCACCUUGCUGCUGUCUCUGGCUUUGCUUCUGGUCGUGUUGCUAGGGGUCUUGGCUUGCGAGAGACACUGGACGACGACUCUGACAUUGUGGCCCAUCAAGGUGUUAUAUCCACUGGCAGUGUUAUGGAAGAUCCGAACAUUCCGGAGACAAGAUUCAUUGCUUCCACAGGAUGGUGCGUGAGAUCGCUGCGCGGCGGCGCUGAAUGUUACAGAAUUAUGUUCCAUGAUGGCGCAUCAUUGGAGGUGGAGAUGGGCAGCUCAGGCGAGGAGGCGGUGCAAUUCACAAACAGUGCGAAAGAGCCACCCAUGCGCAUGUCACGCGCUGACGCGGAGAAUAGGAUUCAUGCGCGGAUGGAAGCCUUCGAUGAGUUUGUUGUGUUGUUUUCUGAUGCUUGAUGCUGUGUUUUGUCUCAUUCCCUGUCCUUUUUUGCGAGCGAUACCCUGUGACUCCCGAUCCUCUUCAUAAUACAGUCG
Molecule: messenger RNA, 3039 nt
Organism: Laetiporus sulphureus 93-53
Lineage: Eukaryota; Fungi; Basidiomycota; Agaricomycetes; Polyporales; Laetiporaceae
Exons: 10
Coding region: 127-2961 (944 amino acids)
Biological process (GO): protein phosphorylation
Molecular function (GO): ATP binding; protein kinase activity
Source: RefSeq, a predicted model, not a curated record